Messenger RNA from Drosophila eugracilis, 2289 nucleotides. RefSeq lists its product as uncharacterized. The transcript has 3 exons. Lineage: Eukaryota; Metazoa; Arthropoda; Insecta; Diptera; Drosophilidae. The record is from RefSeq and is a predicted model, not a curated record. Bases 2125 to 2289 code for a protein of 54 amino acids.
CUGGUCGCUGUCUUAACUCAACGAAAGCUUCGUUAAAUAUUGAAAUAGCGCAGAGGCAGAAAGGCUCUUUCACUCACUCUCUCUCGCAGCCACCGCCACCGCCACUGCCACUGCCGACUGCAACUGCGACGCCGACGUUAGCAUCCUUUCUACUUAUUAAUUUUGAUGUUGCUUUUCACUUUUACUUUGUGGGGAACGUGCUGUUUGAAACUUUUGCCUGGUGGGCCAGUGUUGGCAAAUAGAGGCAGACCAGGCUUUAAUUGGGAAAUUCUCGCUUGAUUGGCAUGUUCGAAAAAGGCACAUCCUUUAAUCCCACAGUGAAACCCCCUUAACCAACCACCCACCCCCUUUUAAUUCACUUCCCUUUAUCCUUUAUGUUUUCUUGUUGUUUUUUUUUUUUUGGCUGCAUUAUUGAUGUCGCUAACUCGGCACGUUCGUUGUCCUUUCCGCCUAGCAAAUUAUAACAUUAAUAUUACAUUAACACACACGUACACUCACACUCACACACACACAUAUGCAUUGGGGAGACAUUAAAACUUUCGCACACACAGCAGCAGCACAUGUAACGAAGGGCCAAAAACAACAGGACCAGAGCCACCCCAAUAAAAGAAAAACAACAACGAACAUAAUAAGAGAGGAUGUGUGUGUGUGUGUGUGCGGGUGUGUGUGUGUGGCACACAUUCCAACAGUUGCAGCGACGUCGCUGCCAGCUGCGCAGUUGGCGUCGCAGCAUCCCUCUGCAUUUGAGCGACUCAAAACGAAUUUCGAAGUCGACGUCGACGGUUGUGUCGCUUUUUUCUUGCUUCAAAUAAAAUACUCAACUAAACAAAAUAAAGCGUUUAACUAAAAUUUAAAAUAAAAAAAUCAAAAUAAUAAAAGCGAAAUAGAAAAAAUAAAGAGAAUUCCUAAGAAAAGCCAUUGGCAAAGAAGCGGAAAAGGUGUAGCAUACUUUUGUGCCGUGGUGGAAAAAACGCCCACGAGGCAGACGAAAAUGAAUUAAUCAAGUCAAAUUCAAAUUAUAAACAUAAACCAACCAAGAAACGACAUUUAAGUAAAUUAAGUUUUGUAGGUAUUUUGGCCACACGAAAAUACACAGCUCCAUCAUCCUGCUCGUUUUCGUGGCGAAAAAAGGAAAAUCUCAAUAUUUCCAGCCCAAAAUCAUACCGAAAAUUCCUCUAAAAUAUAUAAAAUAAAGUGAAAAGUGAUCUUUUAAUAAUUAACGAAAUUGGUUUCUGAAAUACCCCAAAAAAAGCAGGCCAAAACGAACUCUUUUUCGGUGGGCCGCGAAAGGCGUUGCCAAAUCAAAAGGCCACAGGAUAAAACAACAAAUCUUUAACUAAAAUCGAAAACUAAAUCCUAAAUCGCAGGCGAGAAGAAAACUAUAACCAACUAAAAGAUAAAAUCCAUUUAAUAUAUACAAAAAUUAAUCAUACGCACCGUUUAAAAAGCACCAAAUGAAAAACUGACUAAAAGGGAAAACCACAAGGAAAACGCAAAGCAAAAAUAAAGGACAAACAAAGGAAUAAGACUCUCCAGAGAAGGAGCAAAGGCAGCAGCAUCAGCAAAGAACAUUCAGCUGCAUAAAUAAUACACUCGACACACGCAUACGUAUACGCCAUAUAGGCCAGGACAUACCAGCAGGAUUCCACACAAACACACACUCACACAUAUAUAGACGAACGGGCAGGACGUGCUCCUGUUCUAUUAUUUAACUGCUUUCAACGUCAGCACCACGUUCAACCCGACGAAAGUCGAUUGAAAGCCGCCUUCAACGGCAUCCCAGCAUCCCUCUCUCACUAAAAAAAAAAGGAAAAAAGAGAGAGCAUAUCCUUUGUGUGACUGUGUGUGUGUUGGACAGCAGGAGCGACGUCCACGUCAAUCCGCUCAAUAUUUAUACAUUGAACCGAGUCUCCUGGUCCACGAGUCUCGCGGCCCUCACAACGCAGACGCUCCUGGUCCUCCGCUUGGGCCCAAAAUAAAUAACAUCUGACAGCUGCCCUGAGUCCUGAAUCCUGAAUCCUUAAAAGCACUUAACGGGCAAAGGGGAAACAGAAGCGGAAAGAUACAAUUUCCAUAGGAAAACAUCAACCAAACUGAACGCGAUCUUAAAACACAAACAAAACAAUGGGCGCCAAAGAAAGUGUCGAGGCAGCCGCCAAAAUGAACGCCGAUGGUUGGGGCCAUGUGGAGCGAUCGAGUCGCUACCACAACCAUCGGCACAACCAGCGCUCACAGUCGCUGAAUCGCGGACAGGCGCUCUCGCAGGCGGACGUGAGCGGCAUGUGGUGA